Naumovozyma castellii is the source of this 741-nucleotide messenger RNA. RefSeq names its product ribose-5-phosphate isomerase RKI1 (gene RKI1). The record is from RefSeq and is a predicted model, not a curated record. NCBI's taxonomy places the organism in Eukaryota, Fungi, Ascomycota, Saccharomycetes, Saccharomycetales, Saccharomycetaceae. Bases 1 to 741 code for a protein of 246 amino acids. The transcript has a single exon.
AUGAGUACAAACAAGCUAGAAGACGCAAAGAAGGCAGCUGCUUACCGUGCAGUUGAUGAAAAUAUCAAUUUCGAUGAACAUAGGGUCAUUGGUAUCGGUAGUGGUAGUACGGUCGUCUAUGUCGCUGAAAGAUUGGGCCAAUAUCUAAAGGAUGAAAAGUAUCACGAUAGAGUGGCUCAAUUUGUUUGUAUCCCAACUGGUUUCCAGUCCAAAAAAUUGAUCUUGGAUAAUGGGUUACAAUUGAGUACUGUGGAACAACACCCAAUAAUCGAUAUUGCAUUUGAUGGUGCCGAUGAAGUGGAUAAGAAUAUGCAAUUGAUUAAAGGUGGUGGUGGUUGUUUAUUCCAAGAAAAGCUAGUCAGCACAAGCGCCAAAACUUUCAUUAUUGUAGCAGAUCAUACAAAGAAAUCACCUGAAUAUUUAGGCACCAUGUGGAAAAAAGGUGUCCCAAUUGAAGUUGUUCCAUCUGCUUAUGUUCGUGUUUGUAACGACUUGGAAAAUAAGUUAUCUGCAACUAAGACCAUCUUGAGAGAAUGUAUUGGCGGUAAGGCAGGGCCAGUGGUGACUGAUAAUAAUCAUUUUAUCGUUGAUGCUCAUUUUGGUGAUCUAUCAAAUCCAGAAGAAUUACAUACCAAGAUUAAGUUACUAGUCGGUGUUGUAGAAACAGGUUUGUUUAUUGAUAACGCAUCUAAGGUUUACUUUGGUAAAGCAGAUGGAACUGUAGAAGUAAUGAAGAAAUGA